AUGGGGAACUGCGCCAUCACGCACCAGGCCACGUCGUGGGCGGACGACGGCGAGUGGGAGCUGCCGUCGCCGGGCGACGACGAGGCGCACGAGGAGCGGAGGAAGGAGCACGCCAGCGAGGUGACCAUCCGGAUCAGCAAGCGCCAGCUGCAGGAGCUGGUGGACAAGAGGGCCGACGACGGCGUCUGGAAGGGCCGGCGGUCGGCGUCGGAGCUUCUGGCGGACAUCAUGAACGCCGGGGAGGUGCACCACCACGUCGACCACUGCAGGGCGGCGCACUGGAAGCCCGCCCUCCAGAGCAUCCCGGAGGCGGUGGAGUCGUGA
Molecule: messenger RNA, 324 nt
Organism: Triticum turgidum subsp. durum (durum wheat)
Lineage: Eukaryota; Viridiplantae; Streptophyta; Magnoliopsida; Poales; Poaceae
Source: the annotation of a GenBank genome assembly